Molecule: messenger RNA, 918 nt
Organism: Colletotrichum karsti
Lineage: Eukaryota; Fungi; Ascomycota; Sordariomycetes; Glomerellales; Glomerellaceae
Exons: 1
Coding region: 1-918 (305 amino acids)
Source: RefSeq, a predicted model, not a curated record
AUGGAAAGCGUCGAAGAUCACGAUACAUACCCUCAAGAGGUCUCUGAAGCAGUCAUGGACGAGAUCCGAACGAGAAUUGGAGAACCAUCGGAGACGAACAAUGUCCAAAGCGAUCACGGCACAUUGACAAACGAUCAAGUCGCAGAUUUCUUCGACUUCUUCGAAAACUUGGUCGAAGAGUCGUUUGAAUUCUUUAAAGAACUUGAGAUGGAGCGGGAGCCGCCCAUUCCGCAGAGCACUUCCAGGAAGCGGUCGCACGACGAGAUGGAAGACCAACACGCGGAACCGAAUCCCGCAUCGGACGACCAGACGAUCGAUUCCCUGUCCAGGGAGAUUUCCGAGCUGCGCGACGAGGUCGUGGAAACCAUCUCCGGGAGCGUGGACAGAGCGACCAGAUUCCUCGCCGUUUCGCAAGCCGCCAAGAAUGCCAGUUGGCGUAUGGGACAAGCCCGCCAGGCGUCAGCUCUCCUACACGCCCAACUUCUCGGAGAGAUGCCGUAUAAUCCCGUCAAGAGGCGGAGAACGACUGUCGGUCCGGACGACGCGGGCAUGCUCGCUCGGCUGGGUCCCGGCCGCGGGGCUUCUGGGCCUCCGCGGCGAUCUGACGUUUAUCGGUUCUUGGACUUUGGAGAUGCUUCGUCUUUCCCUGAGCCGUCGAUGUACGACUUCAUGGCUGAUAGUCUUAAUUGGUUGAAUCCGAUCCCUCAGGAGUAUGUUGGCGCUUGGGAGAACAUAGAACACGGCGCAUUGGCCGAGUCUUUCCACCAAUAUGAGCUGGGGAAUGGCUGGUUCGAGGCGGAGAGGGACUUUCAGGACAUCAGCAUGGGGUUCAAUGUCGCUCGUAGGAGUCCUGUUGAGGUGUUGUGGCCAGGCGUAUUACCAGCUGGCUAUGGAUUGGAUGGGAUAUUCGAUACAUGA